Scheffersomyces amazonensis is the source of this 1937-nucleotide messenger RNA. Its product is annotated as M20 family metallopeptidase. The record is from RefSeq and is a predicted model, not a curated record. Gene Ontology annotation, cellular component: fungal-type vacuole lumen. The transcript has a single exon. Lineage: Eukaryota; Fungi; Ascomycota; Pichiomycetes; Serinales; Debaryomycetaceae. The coding region runs from base 99 to 1829 and encodes 576 amino acids. Gene Ontology annotation, molecular function: metallocarboxypeptidase activity.
GCCCUGAUAAGAUUUUUCAGUCUUGGGACUAUAAAACCGGGGACAAUUCUGCUUUGUAAUCUUUGAAAGUUACUUGUGUGCUUCCAAGUAUAGUCAUCAUGAUUGGUUUACCAUUGGAUGAAAAGAUUACCUCAAGAAGAGUUCCACAUUUUGUGGUUUCAAUUGUCAUAUUAUUGACUAUUUUAUUUGGAACUAACUUAUUCAAUAUUCUUAGAAUCGAAUUAAGUUCUCUGUCAAGUUCAGAAGCUUUAUGUCCAUUAUUUGAACCAAUUGCUCCUGUAUCUUAUCUCAAAGAUAAUUCUACUGUUUUAACUAUUCUUCAUGAUGAAGAUUAUAAGCAAGGCUCAAUUAAAAAAUUAUCUGGUGCUAUUCAAGUUGAUACUCAAAUCUUUGAUAAUCAACCUAAUGUUCCUGAUGCUCCUGAAGUUUGGGCUAAAUUUAAAAAUUUCCAUAAAUAUUUGGAAGAAACUUUCCCAAUUAUUUAUUCUAAUCUUGAAGUAACUAAGGUUAAUACUUACGGUUUAGUUUACCUCUGGAAGGGUUCCAAUGAAGAUUUAAAACCAUUAUUAUUGACUGCCCAUCAAGAUGUUGUACCUGUUCAAAAGGAUACUCUUGAUGAUUGGACUUAUCCUCCAUUUGAAGGUCAUUAUGAUGGUAAGUUUAUUUAUGGUAGAGGUGCUUCAGAUUGUAAGAAUGUAUUGAUUGCUAUUUUAGAAACUGUUGAACUUUUAUUAAAUCAAAAUUAUCAUCCACAAAGAUCUCUUCUCUUAGCCUUUGGAUUUGAUGAAGAAGCCUCUGGUGUUGUUGGUGCUUCUGCCAUUGGUAAAUACUUGGAAGAAACUUAUGGUAAGGACUCACUUUAUGCUAUUAUUGAUGAAGGUCCAGGUUUAGCCAUUGAUGAUUUAACUGGUACCAUUGUGGCUACUCCAGGUACAGGUGAAAAAGGUUACGUAGAUAUUGAAGUUCAAUUAACAACUCCUGGUGGACAUUCAUCUAUCCCACCUGAUCAUACUUCAAUUGGUAUCUUAUCUGAAUUAGCUUAUAUCAUUGAAAAGGAUCCUUACUCUCCAAUCUUAACAACGAAAAACCCAACUUUGAGUUAUUAUCAAUGUUUAGCAUCUCACGAUUCAAAGAAUAAGAUUCCAAGUUUUACUAAGAAAUCAAUUUUAAGAGCCGGUUAUGAUAAGUUUGCUAACUCUAAAGUAAUUCAAUUAGUUCAAAAGAAUAGAUUUACUAAAUACUUAGUUCAAACUUCUCAAGCUAUUGAUAUUAUUGGAGGUGGUGAAAAGGCAAAUGCUUUACCUGAACAUGUCAGAUUAUUAGUUAACCAUAGAGUUGCUAUUGAAUCUAACGUUGAUUCUGUAAAACAACAUUUUGUUGAAAGAGUAAUUCAAGUUGCAAAGAGACACAAUUUAUCUGUCAAAGCAUAUGGCGAAUUAGUUCUUGAUACAAAGGACAAUUCUGGAGUAUUUGAAGUUAAUGUUUUCUCUAGUCCUUUAGAAACUGCUCCAACUACUCCAUUAAAUGAUAAUGUCUGGAAACAUUUAGCUGGUGUAACCAGACAUGUGUUUGAAGAUUUGGUGUACCCUGAUUUGGACUAUCCAAUUAUCACUUCACCAUCUAUUAUGACUGGUAAUACUGAUACAAGACAUUACUGGAAUUUAACCAGAAAUAUCUUUAGAUAUUCUCCAUUCUUUGAUGUCAGUUUCCUCGGUAGUAGUAAUGUCCAUAGUGUUGAUGAAAAAUUACCAUUUGCUGGUCACUUACAAUUGACUGCAUUCUUCUAUGAAUACAUUCAAGCUGUCGAUACUGAAUCGGCUAAUAAUUAAAUAGACUAGUCUAGACUAAAUAAAAUCUAUCUUUAUUAAACAUAGUAGAAUUAAACAUAUAAUUGAAAGAACGCAAUUACAUUCCGCUUUGGGCGCGGAAUACUGCAG